AGAAGGCAAGAGGUCAUAUUUUAAGAUGUAUUUAUAGAUGCAUAAACCCCUUGUUCACAUUCAAAGACUCAAACAAUCAAAAGAUGGGCCGAACCAUGAAGCAAUUUAACGCACACCUUCUUUGCAUGGGGGCUUCUCCCUGCACCCUCAAGUCUUCAUCCUAUACCCCCAAAACUGCACCCUUUGCACCGCAAAAAAUCUGCUUUUACUGCAGUCCUACACCCCAAAAACGAAUCUCGUUGACCUAGCAGCGGGCCAUUUAAAUUCCACCCUUCCUCUUCUUUUCCUUCACUUGUGAGCAGCGGGCCAUUUGCCUCUUUUUUGUGGAGUAGAUCUGAGUAGAGCGCCACCAGCAACCACCAACCACCAAGCAGUUCCCUCUCCGUCCAUAUUUCAUCCACACAUCCACUCUCCGUCCACAUUUCAUCCACCCAGGUGAUGUUGUUGAGCAGUAGGGUUCAGAUGUUGCUCAAGACGAGGAGCAAGGGAUUGGCCACAAUGCUGCAGGAUUUCCAAGUGGUCCCUCUGAUACAUCUUUAUUGACUCGAUACCAGGAUCAUGUUGCACAUAUCAUAUGGGAGGGUCAAGUUAGUAAGAAAUUUUUAUAAAUGUUUUUAUUUUAUCGUUGUUGUGUAUUUUAAUUGUUUUAUGUUUCUUUUUUCUUAGGAUCGAAUUGUCAAACUAGUCUCCCAUAUUAAAAAAGUGAAAAAUUUAGGACGUCCUCACCCUUCUGUUCUGCCUUUUAUGGUAGCUUAUAGAUUAUCGUCUCUGUGCGAUAAUUUAUAUGAAUAUCCCGAUACUGGAUUAAUACUGGGUUUUGUGGAGAGAUGGCAUCCCGAGACUAAUACUUUUCAUCUACCAAUUGGUGAGAUGACCAUCUCUUUAGAUGAUGUUUGGUCGCUCCUUCACCUUCCCAUCACUAGAGAGUUUUGCUCCACUGAAAAUCUUGAAUAUGAAGAUUCACUCAAGAUUAUGAUGACAUUUCUUGGUGUUGAUUGGGUUGUGGCUUCUAGUGAGUUGAAUCAAAGUCGGGGUGGACAUGUCAGACUUAGUUGGUUGAGAGACUUGUAUAGGAGUUGUUGUGAUAACAAGCUAUGGGAGUUUGUUGCACCUGCAUAUCUUUUGCACCUUCUAGGGUGCACGAUAUUUGCUAAUAAAAGUGCCACCUAUGUUCGUACCCAUUACCUCGAGCUUGUUAGAGAUCUCCCUAUAUGUCGUAGAUAUGCUUGGGGAGUUGCUGCUCUUGUCUACUUAUAUAAGCAACUAGGAGAUGCUAGCUUUGCAAAUACAAAGCAAUUAGUUGAAUAUCCUCCUCUUCUACAGGCUUGGAUAUACGAGUACUUCCCUGCAUUGGGAAUGAAGCAAUUACGUGAUACAUAUGUGGAGACCGAACCCCGUGCCAGACAUUAUGUCACUAGACGAGCUACUUCCGCUCUAGCUGAUGUUAGAGUCUAGUUGGAUGCCUUGACAUAUGAUGGGGUGAUUUGGAACCCAUAUGGAGCACAUAGGGCUAGUCGACCACUUGUUGUAUCUGUCAUGUUUUUUGGCUUCCUCAGGCUUGGUAUCCUCGUACACCGUCAUCUGCCAGAGCGUGUGCUACGACAAUUUGGCUUCAUGCAGCCUAUUCCACGACUGCUGAGCUCGCUUCCCAUGUUGGACUUUGCGAUUAUUGAUGAUCGGUGGAGAGACCACGAUCAGUUUAUCGUAGUUCAGGUGGUCGCUGCGCCAACUCCUUUUUCAUGUUCGGAUGGAUAUUUGUAGUGGUUUAGGAGGGUCUCUGAUGAAGGAUUAUCUUGUUCCUUUUUAAGAUUAUUGAAUAUGGUGUGAGUUGAUUAAGAAAGCUAAGUG
Vigna unguiculata (cowpea) is the source of this 1848-nucleotide messenger RNA. RefSeq lists its product as uncharacterized. The record is from RefSeq and is a predicted model, not a curated record. NCBI's taxonomy places the organism in Eukaryota, Viridiplantae, Streptophyta, Magnoliopsida, Fabales, Fabaceae.